Molecule: messenger RNA, 4632 nt
Organism: Triticum aestivum (bread wheat)
Lineage: Eukaryota; Viridiplantae; Streptophyta; Magnoliopsida; Poales; Poaceae
Product: pentatricopeptide repeat-containing protein At5g43790
Exons: 6
Coding region: 64-1854 (596 amino acids)
Biological process (GO): RNA modification
Molecular function (GO): protein binding; zinc ion binding; RNA binding
Source: RefSeq, a predicted model, not a curated record
GUUCCUGGGCCAAGACUUUAGUGUUACUCAAGCCCAUAAAGGCAAAUGAUUCCCAGUUAGCCCAUGACGCAAAUGAGCCCAGACGCGGUUCCCUCCCGCCACCCUCUCGCCGCCGACCCGCUGCCGGCGCUCCGCCGCCUCCGGACCGCCGCGCCGCGCGUCUUCGGGCAGCUCCACGCGCUGCUCCUCACCUCCGGCCUCGCGCUCCACUCCCCCAACUUCGCCCUCCUCCUCCGCCUCGCCUCUUCCUCCGUCCCCUCCCUCUCCCACCGCCUCCAGCUCCUCCUCUGCUCCCCGCUGCCGCCCACCGCUUUCCUCGCCAAUUCCCUCCUCCUCGCGCACCUCCCUUCCGCGCUCCCCCUCUACUCCCUCCUCUUCCUCGCCUCUCCCCCGCUCCUCCGCCCCAACGAGUUCACCUAUCCGGCCCUCCUCCGCGCCUCCCCGCCCCGCACCGCGCUCGCGCUCGCCACCCAUUCGCUUAAAUUCCUCGGCGCUGGGGCCGCCUCCCGCGACCGCGUCCUCGGCGCCGCGCUGCUCGACGCCUUCGCCCGCUGCGGUAGGAUCGCGUCCUGCCGCCGGGUGUUCGACAGGAUCGUCCAGCCGGACCUGCCGGCCUGGAAUGCGCUGCUCACGGCCUACGCGCGCCGGGCUAGGGGUUCGUGCUGCGCCCGCGAGGCGGCGGAGGUUCUUGAGCUGUUUGCGCGCAUGGUCUCAUCGACGGUCCCACCAAACGAGAUCACGCUCGUCGCCGUCAUUGGCGCAUGCGGGGAGCUCGGCGCUCUCGGGCACGGCCUGUGGGCGCACGCGUAUGCUCUCAGGCGCAGGCUGACCGUGAACUGUUACGUGGCCACCGCGCUUGUAGAGAUGUACACCAGGUGCGGGAAAAUGGACCUGGCUGAGCAGGUGUUCGCUGGCGUUACGGACAUGGACACACGCUGCUACAAUGCCAUGCUCCAGGGCUUGGCAUUCCAUGGGCAUGGCCGAGCUGCCCUCGCCUUGUUUGACAGGAUGUGUGCUGAGGGCUUCUCGGUUGAUAGCGUCACAGUGCUGGCGGUGAUGUGCGCGUGCGCCCACGCUGGGUUGAUAGAUGAAGGGCGGUGGCUCUUCGACAGAAUGGAGAUGCAGUUUGGGGUCACGCCCAGGAUCGAGCAUUAUGGAUGCAUGGUUGACAUACUGGGCCGAGCUGGUCAGCUUGAUGUUGCCGAGAAGCUUAUCCGAGGGAUGGACUUUCCACCGAACACCGCAAUGUACAGGUCUUUGAUACGGGCAUGUGGGAUUCAUGGCAAGCUAGAACUUGGGGAAAGGACGAUCAAAGAGCUGAUGAGGCUCGAGCCAGAGCACAGUGGAAACUAUGUCCUGCUGUCCAACUUCUAUGCGAGAAUGAGACUAUGGGAGGAUGCAAAGAAGGUGAGGAAGGAGAUGAAGGCCAUGGGCAUUGACAAGAGCCCCGGGUCAAGCGUCCUUGACAUCGAUGGUGUUCUCCAUGAGUUCUUGAUGGGUGACAAGACACACCCUGCCUCAAGGGAGAUAUACGCCAUGGUUCAAGAGAUCGAGGUCAGAUUAAAGGAAUGUGGGUACCGGCCGAGCACCACGGCUAUGCUGUUCAACGUCGAGGAGGAGGACAAGGUAGAUGCUCUGUCCUACCACAGCGAGAGGCUCGCCAUUGCCUUCGCCCUGAUCGCCUCCUCUCCAGGUGCGCCCAUCAGGAUCAUCAAGAACCUCCGGGUGUGCAGUGAUUGUCACGAGAGCACGAAGUUCGUCUCCCAGGUGUAUGGAAGGGAGAUCAUCAUGAGGGACCGCACCCGGUUCCAUCACUUCAGAGAUGGCCAUUGCUCAUGUGGAGAUUUCUGGUGACUGGUCAUUAGCUGUUUGCCAUGUGCAUAAGAAUGUGCUGUAGAUUCGUGUUCCACUUCUGUGUCCUACUCCAGACUGGACGAUGGACGGUGUCGUGAACACGAAGCAGCCGGAACCAGCGGUCGGCGACGGCGUUGAAGUCUGCAAAGAACCCUCAAGAACCAAGAGUAGCCCCGGAAGAACAAGGAAAGGUCGUAUUUACCCUUGGUUUAUAGCACGCUAAAAAAAAGAAGAAAAACGAACCCUCCCUUCUGCCCCCGAUUCCCCCAUCUCCCCCCGAUUCCCCUUCUCCUCCCGAGACCUAAACCUAGCGCGACACCCCGCGGCGGCGCGGGCGAGGCACCCAGCGGCGGCGCAUGGAGGUGGGCGAGGUGGACGAGGGCCAUGGGCGAGGCGGCCAUGGUGGGGAGGCGGGGGGCGGCCAACCCGAGGAGGACGGGUGAGGCGGCCAUGGUGGGGAGGCGGGGGGUGGCCAACCCGAGGAGGACGGGCGAGGCGGCCAUGGUGGGGAGGCGGGGGGCGGCCAACCUGUUGACGACGGGCAAAGCGGCCAUGGUGGGGAGGCGGAGGGCGGCCAUGGUGGGGAGGCCGGCUGUGCGGUGGUCUCAGCCUUGCGUGGUAAAGGCGCAGCACCGGAGCAAGGCCAAGUAUCACCGAAGGAUGCGGCUACAUCGGCUUCUCUAGAUGGGAUGGAUCAAAAUUCAACUUAUGUGCUGAAAAUCAGUUUGCUUGGCAACCCAAAAAAGGCUAGAAAGGAUAUCAAAUGCUUCUGUUUUGAUAAGGUUAUUGAUUCCGACUUAACAAAUUAUAAGGACUUGGUUGAAUCAAUCGUAGAGCAGUACUCGCCUCGUUAUUUGGAAGUUGCACAUGUUCAGUACUAUGAUGAUUUUCUUAAAAUCUACCCUGAAGUAACAUCUGACCAAGAAUUGAUGUUGAUGUUUGAGAAACACUCUAAGACAAAGGUUGUGCACAUGUUUGUUGCAUAUUGUGAUCCAUCGGAACCAUAUGAGCCUAUAACGGAGUGGCAUAGUGAUGCGCAUAGCCAACCUAACAACAUAGAACAAGAUGAUGAUGAUUAUCUUCGCAACCCAGUACCUUAGAAUGAGCAUGUUGGUGUUGAUGAGGAAAAUAUUUAUUUAGAGGAUGAACCUGUACCUCUUAUCAUGGUUCCUUGUUUCAAUAAAGAAAAGGACAAAGACUAUGUUCCUGAUCAUGAGAGCGAGGCUGAGAGCGAGGCUGAGAGCGAGGAUGGGAGCGAGGAUGAGAGCAUGUCAGAGGUUGAAGUAGAGGAAGAUGAGGAAUAUCACGAGGCAGAUCAUGCACCACACAUUGAAUAUAAUAAAUUAGAUCCUCCAAUGAACGAAGGAAGAAAAUAUCCCAAUAUGGCAGAGUUUAAAUUGGCGCUUUCUCAACAUGCAAUCAAACAUGAAUUUGAGUUCGACACCGAAAAGAGUGCACCACAUAGGUUCAGAGCUUAUUGUUCAAGAAGGGAUGAAGAUAAGUGUCCAUGGAGGAUAUAUGCUUCUACAAUGGAAGAUGAGUGCACAGUAAUGGUGAGAAAGAACCCUUGUGGUCAUGAUUGCUCUAGUACAAAAAGAAAAAAGAAGUUGAAGAAUGCAAACAAGCGGUGGAUAUAUGAGCACGUGAAGGACUGGCUAAUUGAGGAUGCAACUCUAGGACCAAAGGCAUUGCGAAAGAAGCUGAAAGAGCAUCAUGGAAUCGACAUCAACUCUAAGAGAGUCUAUAUGGGUAAGUUGCUAGCCUUGAAGGAAAGGUGUUUGAUGACCACCUUUGGGCUGCUGCUUACUCAUGGAACCCAUAUAUAUUUGAAAAAAAUUGGGCUGCAAUGGACCUAGCAAAGCCAACGGCAACUGCAUAUCUUAGGAGGUGGCACACUAGGUUGUGGUCUAGGAGUCAGUUCUCAACAAUUUCCAAGGUGGAUUAUGUUACAAACAACUUGGCUGAGUGCUUCAAUAAUUGGAUUAAGCAUCACAAGUCCUUGAACUUGGAUGACUUCUUUGAUAAGGUUAAGCAGAUGAUUAUGAUCAUGUGGAACCAAAGGAGGAAAGUAGCAAGGAAGUUGGUUGGGUUGAUUCUUCCCCACAUAAUUAAGAAGUUGAAUGCAAAGACUAGAGAAUUAAACUUGGAGGUGGUAGAAAGCUCAGAAGAAGUCGCUGAAGUGACAGCAUUGGGAGGCAGCGGCUUUAGGUUUGUGGUCAACUUGCUUGACAGGACAUGUUCUUGUAGACAAUGGCAAGUUUCUGGCCUUCCUUGCAAGCAUGGUCUAGCAUUUAUCACAUCUCUUAUCAAUGCACACAUACAGAAUUAUGUGGACUUGUAUUACUCCAUUGACAAAUUUAGAGCAGCCUAUGAGCAACUAAUUCCUGCCAUGGUUGACAAGAACCAAUGGCCUAAAUCUGACCAUGGAUUCUUCAUGUUUCCACCGCUACUAAAAUCCACGGCGGGUAGGCAUAAAACUGAGAGGUAUAAAGGCUGCAGUGAGAAGAAAAGAAAAGGCGGCCAACACUUAUGCCCUAUUUGUAAGGACUAUGGGCAUCAUUGGCAUAAAUGCAAGAAGGGUAACCCAGAUGACAUUGCUGCUAUUUUAGCUGUGAGAGGACCACCAAAGAAGAGGGCAAAGACCACCAAAGCAUCAAUUGUGCCUUACGAGGAUGAUGCUCCAGCAGCCUCUAUGUGCUUUCCGCCAAGCCAAAGCUUGGAACCUACAACUACGAAAAAGAGAAAACAUGAUAACUCAAUUACUGGAGCAUCAAAAAG